ACUACUACUACCACGCCGCCCACUCCUGAGCAGACUACCACUACAACUCCGCCCGCUCCUGAACAUACCACCGAGAUUGUGGAAGAGGACGUGGCCGCGGACGUGGUUCGUUCCGCGGACGCUGACCCAACUAGGAAUUCGGCAAGGCUCCUGAGCAGAUUACCACUACCUGCUGUAACAACUCUUGAGACUACCACUCCCACUGGGGAGUAG
Molecule: messenger RNA, 213 nt
Organism: Gregarina niphandrodes
Lineage: Eukaryota; Apicomplexa; Conoidasida; Eugregarinorida; Gregarinidae
Exons: 1
Source: RefSeq, a predicted model, not a curated record